AUGGAGGCCAAUCCUUCUCAUACUAUUAUCACUUCUGAACUUGAUCAUGCUCUAAAUACCCCCUUGCUGAAUCUGCAAUCAAGAGUGCACAAUAGCCAUAAACCAUUAAAGGGUAUCUUUGUGAUAUUUGGCUCAAUUGUUUUCUUAAUGUCAUUGUUGGCAAUCAUCAUAAACCAGAGCCAAAAUUCCUUGGAGAAGUUGGAGAACAACACCCCAGAAACUACCCCAUUUUCUAACAUCUCCAACAAGUCAGAAUUGCCUAGAGGGGUUGCUCAAGGAGUUUCAGCCAAGUCCAAUCCACCUCUUUUCCAAAAGGAUUCAUAUAAUUGGACAAAUGCCAUGUUCUAUUGGCAAAGAACAGCGUUUCAUUUUCAACCAGAAAAAAAUUGGAUGAAUGAUCCUGACGGUCCACUAUUUCACAUGGGGUGGUACCAUCUAUUUUACCAAUAUAAUCCUGAUUCAGCUGUGUGGGGCAACAUUACAUGGGGUCAUGCUGUUUCUAGGGAUAUGAUUCAUUGGCUCUAUCUUCCCAUUGCAAUGUUCCCUAACAAGUGGUUCGAUAUCAAUGGUGUAUGGACCGGGUCAGCCACGAUUUUGCCAGGUGGCAAAAUCAUAGUGCUCUACACUGGUGAUACCAAUGAGUAUGUGCAAGUCCAAAACCUUGCUUAUCCUGCCAACCUAUCUGAUCCUCUUCUCCUUGACUGGGUCAAAUAUCCGGGUAACCCGGUUUUGGUACCCCCACCCGGCAUCGGCCCAAAGAAUUUUCGUGACCCGAGCACGGCUUGGAUUGGGCCAGAUGGAAAAUGGAGAGUCACCGUUGGAUCAAAGAAAGGGGAAACAGGGCUUUCAUUAAUUUAUAAAACCAAAGAUUUCAUAAACUUUGAGCAAAAUGAUCACUACUUACAUGCGGUUCCGGGUACGGGUAUGUGGGAAUGUGUGGAUUUUUACCCGAUUUCAAUAAACGGGUCCAAGGGUUUGGAAACAUCAGUUAAUGGUCCACAAGUUAAGCACGUGCUAAAGGCUAGUAUGAAUAAGGCAAGGGUUGAUUGUUAUGCACUUGGGACCUAUUUUGUUGAAAAUGAUACAUGGGUGCCCGAUAACCCGGUUGAGGAUGUGGGUAUUGGGUUGCUUUUGGAUCAUGGGAGAUACUAUGCUUCAAAGACUUUCUAUGAUCAAGUUAAAGAGAGAAGGAUCCUGUGGGGUUGGAUUAAUGAAACUGAUACAAAAAGUGAUGACUUGAGAAAGGGUUGGGCAUCUCUUCAGACAAUUCCAAGAACAGUGCUGUUUGACAACAAGACUAGAACAAAUUUGCUUCUGUGGCCAGUAGAAGAAAUAGAGAGCUUAAGAGUAAGCAGUGAUGAAUUUGAAGGAGUUGUUGUUAAACCUGGCUCUACUGUGCCAUUGAACAUAACCUUAGCAACACAGUUGGACAUAUUCGCUGAAUUUGAGAUUGAAACAUUGGCAUCUGAAGGAAUUGGCAAGGACAAUGUAGGUUGUGGAAAGGGUGCUACAGAUAGAAGUGCUUUUGGACCAUUUGGCCUUUUGGCUAUUGCAGAUGACACACUUUCUGAACAAACUCCAAUUUAUUUCCGCCUUUCUAACACUAGCCUUAGUAGUUCAACCACUUUCUUCUGUGUUGAUGAAACUAGAUCAUCCAAGGCUCCUGAUGUUGCAAAGCCAGUGUAUGGAAGUAAAGUUUCAGUAUUAGAUGAUGAAAAAUUAUCAAUGAGGGUUUUGGUUGAUCAUUCAAUUAUUGAGAGCUUUGCUCAGGGAGGGAGAACUGUGAUCACAGCUAGAGUUUAUCCAACAGAAGCAAUAUAUGGAGCUGCAAGAUUAUUUCUAUUCAACAAUGCAACUGGCAUAAACAUUAAGGUCUCACUCAAGAUUUGGCAAUUGAACUCUGCCUUUAUACGACCCUUUCCCUUUGAUAAGAGUCAAUGAAAAGUGAAAAAAACUAUGCAUGUACUUUUGCAACCUAUUGAGGUAUUUCCCGUUGCCAUAGAGCAACAAGGAUUCAUGAAGCUGAUAAAUUAUGGUUGAGUUAUCCUUUACCUUGCUGGUGUCCCUGUGGUGAUUCAUUUUCUUAUCAUAUGAUUUACUUUUGUAAACU
Messenger RNA from Gastrolobium bilobum, 2110 nucleotides. RefSeq names its product beta-fructofuranosidase, soluble isoenzyme I-like. Gene Ontology annotation, biological process: carbohydrate metabolic process. The transcript has 7 exons. The record is from RefSeq and is a predicted model, not a curated record. NCBI's taxonomy places the organism in Eukaryota, Viridiplantae, Streptophyta, Magnoliopsida, Fabales, Fabaceae. The coding region runs from base 1 to 1941 and encodes 646 amino acids. Gene Ontology annotation, molecular function: beta-fructofuranosidase activity.